UACUUAAUUAAUUUAACAGGUAUUAAGGCAAUGGAAUUAUACAGUUUAAGAUUGAAACGAUCUGUUCCCUACCCGAUUCGUUUUGCAUUUAAUAAAUAAAUAACGUACAAAUAAAAUUUAAAUUUUAUAAAACAACAACAACAACAACAACAACAACAAACAAAAUAACGUAAAAAAUUGUCAAUUAUGGAUCUCGAAAUAUUGGAUUUAACAAACGAAGAAGACUAUCCUGAAGAUCUCAUCGAGCAGACUAAACUGUUAACAAGUGCAUCAGACGAAAUUGAAAGCUUAAUUGGAAAUGUAAAUGACUUUUUCAAGGAAUUUUCCGAGUAUUCUAAAGUUAGAAAUAAUGAAGAAAAGAAAAUUCUUAAGGAAUUUGAGCGUUAUUGCAGCCACCUAAAUGAGUACAUUGAUCAUAUUCAUGUUGAAAUUACAGCACUUGUUGAUGUUUUAAAAGAAUCCGAAAAGCAGCAGCUAGAAAGUCAGAAGACGAUUAAUGAACUAAGACAUGAAGUUGAGCUCCAAAAGAAGCAGAAUGCAGAGAUGAAAGAAAAAUAUGAAGAACAGCUAAAGAUGACAAAUGAUAUUAAGGAACAACUUGAGAUCCAGAAGACAGAAAAUAGCGCUUUAAAGGAGAAAUAUGAUCAAUUAGAUGAAGAAACAAACGUUAGUCUUACAUACACAGCAGUAAUUGGAUCAGUUCUUUCAAAAAUGCUAUGGAAAACGUCAAAAAACCCGCAAGCAAUUCAAACAUACAUCGAAACUGGAUCUAUGAAUCAGUUCCUGAAUCUUGUGAACAAGACAAUAUCUUCAUUUGAUGAAACCUAUAAGGAUGGCUUGCCUGAUGUCGAUACAUACGAGUUUCAAUUCAUUCUAUCACUUCUUGGCAUAUGCAUCAAUAUUAUGGCACAAACUGUUGGACGUGAAUUCGUUCUUGAACGUGUCACAGGACAGAAUUUAUUUAGGAAUGUUAUAUCAUAUAUGGGAGGAAUUCCGAUGCCAAGUGUUGGAGGUCCUUUACUUAAACGUAUGAUAAUUAUGAUGCUUUAUAAUUUGACAUUUACAAAGCAAGGCAGUUUCUUGAUAGAAUCAUUAGAAAAUAGUGUCGAUAACAUCAUUAAUUGCUUUAAUGCACAUCAUACAGCUGAAAUUCAAUCAAUUGCUGUCUCAUUAAUUAGUCAACUGCUAAAAGAUUCACAAACAAAUGAUUUUUGUUUAAAAGUAAGACAAAAGGUAAGAAUCACUUAUUCUCUAUUGUUUUAUUAUCAGUUAAUAAUAUUUAAUCUCAAAAAAAUAGCUAUCACAAAAUGAAGAUGACUUUAAGAUGCUGAUGAACACUGCCGACAGUACAACUAAAGAAAUUUGUACUCAAUUAAUCAAUCAGAUUCGUGAAUUAAAUGAUGUUAUAUCAUUUGAUUAAAGUAAUCGUGGCUUGACUACCUUAACAAAUGGAGGAGGAAUCAAUUCAUACUUUUCUCUCAAGUACUCAUCGCCUUCAAUCAAUUUUUGACGUAGAACUUGUGGACUUAUUCGUGUUGAGAUCACUAAGUGGCGUGAAUCAUCCUUUCCAUAGCUUUUAGUACGAAGAUUUAACUUUGCUGCGAUUCUAUUAAUUAAAAGAAAUCAUUUUUAAUAUUUGUUGAGUUUUGAACUGAUUUAUGAAAGCUUAAUAAAGACAAUUAGUGGUC
Molecule: messenger RNA, 1688 nt
Organism: Chironomus riparius
Lineage: Eukaryota; Metazoa; Arthropoda; Insecta; Diptera; Chironomidae
Source: the annotation of a GenBank genome assembly